AUGAAGCUCCUUCUGCCUUUGUUUGCUGUAACGCUGGCAUUAGUUGCUGGUCUUCCAACCAGCACUAUACCUUAUCCAACCAUAACUCUACUGGUGGCCAGAGAUGAUUCCAUCUUGGUGCAUUGGACUAAAAUCAAGAAUGUGAAUACAGAGGAUCCAAUUAUUGGAUAUAUUGUGAAAGUAUGGGAAUUUCCUGAUGUGAUCGUAUACAAGUACGACAUUGUCGACGGAGAGGUUGUAGUCACCCAAGAAAAGACAGAAGCUAAGGUGGACCUGACCAAUAUACCGAGUGGUAGACCGCGAGAGAUCAACGUGGCAGGUGGUGAUAUCACUAACGCCAUCAUUGAUAACACAAGGCCCAAUGUGUUGUACCAUAUCAGGGUACUGGCUUACACGAAGACACAGGAAGGCCCUCUGUCACCAGGCUCCUCUAUCAAGCUCAUAAAGGAAGAUUAG
Messenger RNA from Achroia grisella, 456 nucleotides. RefSeq lists its product as uncharacterized. The record is from RefSeq and is a predicted model, not a curated record. Bases 1 to 456 code for a protein of 151 amino acids. Lineage: Eukaryota; Metazoa; Arthropoda; Insecta; Lepidoptera; Pyralidae. Gene Ontology annotation, molecular function: protein binding. The transcript has 3 exons.